GGUCAGGAACACUUCCAAGAGCUCCAGAGAAAAAUCCUCUGCUGAAGCUGUUCCCAGUGUUAGAGUUCUGGGUGUACCUACCCCGGUACCUGCAGUACUCGUGUUGUAAACUCAGGAUGAUCUGUGCUCCCGUUCACCUGCCCCGGGCUGGGGGACUCUGGGUCAAGGCUCUUGUUCUCUAAAGGAGCUGGAAACUCCCUUUCACCAUAAAGCCUCGUGAAGUGUUGAAAGAGUUUGGGUUCUGGGAAAAGAGAUGGGGCAGGAAAUGUGUCAAAAGCUCCCGGAGGCCUUCCCUCAGCUGGCAGUGCCAGUGCCCAGGCUGCAAUGGGACAUGGGCACGUUUGUUCCGAGCAGUUUUUCUGGGCUUCCAUCACUCUGUUCGUUUUCUUUCUCUGGGAAACUUUUCCCUGAAGGAAUUUGUUAAGACUCAAAAAUCCCAGCAAAGCACACACACAAAUCAACUCCUGUGUGUGCUGAGAUGUGAUUUGUGCAGUCCAUAACCCGAGAGGGCAGACUGGGGGUGCCUGCAAUCCCAUUUCCCAGUGGGGUUAAGAAACAUGGUUUUCUUACACUUCCAGUACAUCCUUAAACUGGUGUUCAGAGGCACGAAGCUUACCUCAAGCCAACCUAAGCUGAAGCUGCCUUGCUUUUUUUAGACUAACAGUUCCAGAGAAUGCAGGUGUCUUUCAUGGUUUCCUGUUUUUUGUCAAUUUAAAUAAAAAAGUGAAGUUGCUUAACUUCCACAAUUGUGUAAGCCCACGUCUGAUUGACAUCUGAGCUUUUAGCUGGUGUGACAGAUUGUUCUCACAAAGCAAGUGUUAAACUGGUGUGCUGACCCUUGGGGAGUUUUCCAGCAGCACUUCCAUGGUGGGAGGUAAGAUGGAGCUGCACCAUUUCUUGUUUAUUUUAUUUUUGCACACACAGCCUGUGAGGUUUGCUGUGGGAAUCUGGGAGCUUGCUCGGUUUGACUCCUCUGGAAUGUGGCAACAAUGGGAUGCAGUAGGAAAAGUGGCAGCAGCAGGGAACAGGGUGUUUAUGUUCACGUUGUAAUAUUUUCAGGUUGUUCACAAUCCACAGUUUGCAAAGCAUGUGCUGAGAAAUGCCAGUGCAGGGAUUUUGUUGUGGAAUAUCUUUUACAAUCCCUAUCUCUAAGAUUCCAUACACAAACUGGAGAAGAAAGUUACUGUUCCUGUUCUCGUGGGAAAAGUGAGUUUAACUUCAAAACAUCAAGGGAGGAGCUUUCCAAAGCUGCUUCUGAUUAUGAAAAUGUUCAUAGGGUUUUAGCUGCUGCAAAAAUAAUCCUGGAGGUGCUUUUCAGUUCUUGAAUCGCCUCCAUUUUCUGGGUGGAGAAGGCGCUGUGCCCAUCAGGGAGCAGUGAACUCGAGUGUUCAGGAACAAGAAACUGGGAAGGGGUUGGUGCUGAGGAACUGCCAGGUUUGAGUGGCUUUGUGCCACUUUUACAAGAUUUCCAAGAAACGGCUUCUCUUCCUGUCAGUUAAUGCUCUGAGAGAAUGGGAGGCUUUUCCUCAAAACCAGCUCCAGUUGCACCAGAGCCCAUUUGCCCUACUACCACUGUCCCGACCACUGUCCACACCCCUACCGAUGGUUUCAGAGCUGCAGAAGACAGAUGCUGGAUGAAUAACCAUGAAAUACUGUACAUGUCACUGGCCUUCAUCUCUGGCAUCCUCCUGACUGUCCUGGUUUUUGCAAUCAUCUUCCUCUUCAGGAAAAAUGCUAGAAGAUCCCACAAAAAUUUACAAGAGGAAACUUUCUCCCAGAUGGCAGCUGGGGAAUCUCUUAGGAACACCCAGAAUGAAGUGACCUACAGCACUCUGGUCUUCCAGCGGGGCAGGACACCUCUGCCUGUGUGAUGAGGAAGUUCCAAAUGAAAUCACAACGAUCCCACCUUCUGGACACCAAAAGCCAUGAGGGUGUGACACCAAGGGAGUGCUCUGGGAAUGCCCCGUGCCCUCUGUAGCACAGCUCUUUUUGUAGCUAUGGCAGGAAAUUGUCUACUGUUCAAACUGGCUGCCAACAGCUGUGGGCAAAUGGAGAGUUUCUGUACAGGAUUUCCUCAUCUGUAGAAAUCUCCCUGCCCUUGUAAAGUUUCCGUUUGUGAGACCUACCAGGGAGAAGCGAGAAAUGAAAAUGUUUCUCUGCAUCUA
Messenger RNA from Motacilla alba alba, 2165 nucleotides. RefSeq names its product chromosome 26 C1orf162 homolog (gene C26H1orf162). Bases 1512 to 1871 code for a protein of 119 amino acids. The record is from RefSeq and is a predicted model, not a curated record. NCBI's taxonomy places the organism in Eukaryota, Metazoa, Chordata, Aves, Passeriformes, Motacillidae. The transcript is spliced from 6 exons.